Messenger RNA from Morus notabilis, 1148 nucleotides. RefSeq lists its product as uncharacterized. The transcript has 3 exons. The coding region runs from base 428 to 1120 and encodes 230 amino acids. The record is from RefSeq and is a predicted model, not a curated record. NCBI's taxonomy places the organism in Eukaryota, Viridiplantae, Streptophyta, Magnoliopsida, Rosales, Moraceae.
GUGCCGGGUUAAUUCUCAAUCUCCUAGACUCUACUGGCCUCGACGCUGUCCGUGAAUACUUCCAUCUAAGCGACGAAGAAAUGGCAUCCUUAAGGAUCCAGCUCCCCGGCAGUUAGCCGUCUGAGCCACGUCAGGUGCCCCCGCCGAGCCAACAAUCUCCUUCUAGGGGAAAGGAGAAAGCCAGCUCUUCUUCUCAGGUGCCGAGGAAAAUGAAAGCCACAAGGGUCCCCUCGGCGUCGGAUGAGGAUCCUGCGCUAAAAACGAGGCGCAAAGAGAAGACGCCAGUGGUAGAAACAUGGACGCCGACAGUCCCCAUUCUUGACGUAGACAUUCCUUUGGCACCGAGGGAACGCGUGCUUAUCCCGGGGGCAAAAAUUAUGGAUCCCAAUUCUAAGUCCCAGACGUCUCUGACGCCGAGAUUGGGGCGAUGCUGAAACUUUCUCCUUGCUUCUCCCUUGUCUUCCAGGCUUUAUAUGAGUCUUUUCUUGAGCCGCACUGGGUUGCUGCCCCUCAGUCUUCUUUGGUUGAUCGUCAGCAGAAGCAGAUCUCUUUCCAAAUUCACGGCCUAAUCCUCGCCAUCCUCAACCUUCUCGACCUAAUUAAGGUUAAGGAGCAGGAUAAAGAGAUGGACAGCGUGAAGGCCGAGCUUAACUCUCUUCUCAAUGACGCUAAGACUAAGUGUACGAACGCCGCCGAGGAGAAAGAUGUGGCCGUGGCCAAAUGGCAGAGUUUGGAAGGUGAACUGGCUAGGCUAACCGCCUCGGUUGAGGACCUUACAAAGCGGGUAGAUACAUCUGAGACGAAGUUGGCAGAAGCAACUAAGGCGGUGAAGAGACGUUUUGCUGAGGGAAAGGCCGAGGGGAAGAAAGAAGCCGAAGCCAAGGCUGCAGCAUUUUUUGAUGCCAAACGUGCAGAGAUUAUUGAGGAGUUAAAGGCUUCUCCGGAGCUCAUCGACAUUCGUACCAAGGAUUUUCAAUCCGCUGGUCAACAAAUUUUCGAUUUGAUAAAACAAGAGCAUCCUGAGUGGGACUUGGGCUUCCUUUAUAAUGCUCAUCUUCUUGCUGGCGACGACAACUCUUCCCCGCCUGGUCAUGACUCAACGGUUGGCGGCGAGGCCUGAAGAUUUUUUUUUUGCUACUGUCUGUAAC